AUGCUGCUGAAGCAUGUUCGGUACUUGACGCGCGUUAGGCUAUCUCGCAAAACACAAUGCAUCACAACUUGUCAGCGCGCGUACAACACAGCUCUGAGGCCCCCCUUUUCGCCGUCGACGCGACCAUGCGCGAAACCACGUGCGCUACAGUCUGUCGAGACACAAUGGCACCAAGUGUCCCAACGUCGAGGCGCAAAGAAGAAGACUACGCUGACUCUCGAUGACAUACCCCAAGGAGCCAUCGGGGCAGAGGCUCUACCUCCCCAAGAUGAUUCUGAGCCAGAGUACCCUCCACUACUACAACAAGUGCGCAAUAACAUGCUCAAAUUCAGCCAUUGCGUGCUGGUCACGAGGGUUGGUGGUUUCUAUGAAUUAUACUUCGAACACGCCGACGAACUUGCUCCACUUCUGAACCUGAAGAAGGCUAAGAGAAAGACUCUCAGGGGCAGCAAGAAGCCUUCGGUAUCCAUGGCUGGCUUCCCUGCCUAUCAGCUAGAUCGCUACCUCAAGAUCCUAGUGCAAGAUCUAAACAAGCACGUUGCUAUCAGCGAUGAGUUUCUCAACGAUGCUCCCACCAAGGCAAAAGGCGAGCCUCAAUACAACAGAAAGGUCUCGCGCAUUAUCACGCCGGGUACGCUUAUUGAUGAAAACUUUAUGGACCCUUGGGAGAACAACUACCUCCUUAGCAUUCAUGUAGAUCCAGAGGUGCUGGAGAAGGAGAAGGCUUUGAAAGAAAGCCCUGGCAGCUCCAGCGUGUCUUCAGUGCUCAACUUGCCCCGUACAGAGGUAGGUCUUGCAUGGAUCGACCUAUCGAGCGGCGAUUUCCUGACCCAGAGCACGGAUAUCGCGUCUUUACCCUCGGCAGUGGCUCGCAUCAAACCUAGAGAGAUAGUGCUGGACAGUAUCUUCCAGGAACAAGACCAUUCUCGUAUUGUGUCUAUACUGCAGGAAGACGGGCAUAUCAUCACUUUUCAAGAGCCAUCACAGAAGCCCCUGGGGGUGGAAGAUUGGGUACCCAUGUUGGAAGACGUAGUAGGCGACUUCGACAAAGCCAACUUUAGGCCUAGUGAAGUUGCUGCUGGGGGUUCUCUUUUACAUUAUGUCAACCAUCAGUUGCUUGGCUCGCGAACACGGCUCCAAGCCCCUGUGAGGCACCAGGCCGAAGAACACAUGAGCAUCGAUAAGAACAGUUUGAGGGCACUGGAGAUUCGCAGCACCAUUCGCGACGGCACUUAUGAAGGAAGUCUAUUGCACUCACUGAAGAAGACAGUCACCAAGAGCGGAACCAGACUACUAACCCAACGUUUGUCUGCACCAUCCAUGUCGUUGUCCACCAUCAACGACAGACUAGACUUGGUAGAAGAGAUGAUUGAAUAUCCGCAGCUUCGUCAAGAUGUCGUUACCCUUCUAAAGCAGACCUUCGAUUCACUUCGCCUAGUGACAAAGUUUACUUACGGCCGUGGCGACGCAGAUGAUUUAAUGGAGCUUUCAAAGACUAUUUUGAAGACCUCCGAUAUUGUCAACACCCUUCGUGAACAUGCGGCCUCAAGGAACGCUAUUCUCGUCGAUCCUACGAAAACGAAGUCAGGGACUCGGAGACAAUGUGUGUCCGCGAUGAAGCGACGAUUCGACUUGGAGCAGCCACUGGAACUCGCCCGAAGGAUUCAGGAUGCUAUUGAUGAGGAAGGUCUGUCUGAGUACCAUCGUAUCAAAGAUGAAGAGGCGAGUGAGAUUGCAGACCUAGCUCAAGACGUCCUAGGACGAGAAGCUGGUGAAGAGGACCUGAAAAACAUGCCAAAACGCAUCCAACCGAGGCCUCACAUGAUAGUAGGAAGCUUCAAGAGCGCAACAGACGGACGAGACGAUGUAUACGUUAUGAAGCGUAGUGCCAGUGCCAUCUUACAGCGGCUGCAUGACAGCCUGGGCUCUAUGGUAGAGUCAAAAUUGGAGUUGGAGAGGAGGUUGAGGCAGGAGAUGGGCACAGAAAGUUUGACGCUGAAGUGGACACCCAAUCUCGCACACAUUGCUCAUGUGAAAGGAAAGGAUGCCUCCCGCGUCAUGGCUCCCUAUCCGCAUAGCUUGAGCAGUAGCAAGUCCACGCGCUCUUUUCAAAUCCCGGAAUGGACAAAGCUAGGGACCCAAAUGGACGAGACUCGCUUUCGUAUCCGGAACGAGGAGCAGCGUGUGCUAGGUGAGCUGCGUGAAAGCGUCAUUCGCAACCUUGUGAAGCUACGACGGAAUGCUUCUGUCCUCGAUGAACUCGACGUAGCCUGCGCCUUUGCCAUCCUCGCUGUUGAAAAGAACUUCGUUAGGCCAAUCUUGAGUGCCGAGCCAUCGCAUAACAUCGUUGGUGGUCGGCAUACUGUCGUUGAGUCAGGCCUUAACGAACAAGGGCGCAGAUUUGCACCCAAUGACUGCCGUCUAGGCGACAAAGAGCGCAUAUGGCUCAUCACGGGCCCAAACAUGGCUGGCAAAAGCACAUACCUCCGUCAGAACGCGCUCAUCUCCAUUCUAGCGCAAACAGGAUCCUUCGUCCCAGCCGAGUACGCCGAGAUUGGACUUGUUGACAAAGUCUUUAGUCGUGUCGGCUCAGCAGACAAUCUCUACCAAGACCAGUCCACCUUUAUGGUGGAGAUGCUGGAAACAGCGCAGAUUCUCAAAGAAGCCACACCGCGCUCAUUCGUAAUUAUGGAUGAAGUAGGCCGGGGUACGACGCCUGAGGAUGGCAUCGCAGUGGGCUAUGCAUGCCUUCAUCAUCUAUACCAUGUCAAUCAGUGUCGGACGCUCUUCGCCACACAUUUCCAUGUACUCACUGAUAUGACGAAGCAGUUUGAGAAGUUGGGAUGUUAUUGUAAUGACGUACUUGAGGCCCCGGAUGGCACGUUCUCCUAUGUUCAUCGGUUGAGAAAGGGCGUCAAUCGAGAGAGUCAUGCACUGAAGGUUGCUAGAGUUGCUGGUCUUCCCGAAGACGCCAUCGCUGUUGCGGCCCAAGUCCUCAAGCAACUGAAGCCUUCCGUUUCUAGUAAAUAA
Molecule: messenger RNA, 3030 nt
Organism: Cucurbitaria berberidis CBS 394.84
Lineage: Eukaryota; Fungi; Ascomycota; Dothideomycetes; Pleosporales; Cucurbitariaceae
Exons: 5
Coding region: 1-3030 (1009 amino acids)
Biological process (GO): mismatch repair
Cellular component (GO): nucleus
Molecular function (GO): mismatched DNA binding; ATP binding; ATP-dependent DNA damage sensor activity
Source: RefSeq, a predicted model, not a curated record